This is a messenger RNA of Cercocebus atys (sooty mangabey), 3939 nucleotides long. It is a transcript of the gene PKLR, whose product is annotated as pyruvate kinase, liver and RBC. The transcript is spliced from 12 exons. Gene Ontology annotation, cellular component: cytoplasm. Bases 27 to 1841 code for a protein of 604 amino acids. Lineage: Eukaryota; Metazoa; Chordata; Mammalia; Primates; Cercopithecidae. Gene Ontology annotation, molecular function: pyruvate kinase activity; potassium ion binding; magnesium ion binding. The record is from RefSeq and is a predicted model, not a curated record. Gene Ontology annotation, biological process: cellular response to insulin stimulus; glycolytic process.
CGCAGCCCCAGGCCCACACUGAAAGUAUGUCGAUCCAGGAGAACAUACCAUCCCUGCAGCGCUGGUCAUGGGUCUCUAAGUCCCAAAGAGACUUAGCGAAGUCCAUCCUGAUUGGGGCUCCAGGAGCCCAGCUGGGUCUCAUGCCUCUGACAACCCAACAGUGUGGAGCAGACCCACAAAGAGGGAGACCCAGAGAGGUGUGCAGUGGCAUGGAAGGGCCAGCGGGGUAUCUUCGGCGGGCUAGUGUGGCCCAACUGACCCAGGAGCUGGGCACUGCCUUCUUCCAGCAGCAGCAGCUGCCAGCUGCUAUGGCAGACACCUUCCUGGAGCACCUCUGCCUACUGGACAUUGACUCUGAGCCCGUGGCUGCUCGCAGUACCAGCAUCAUUGCCACCAUCGGGCCGGCAUCUCGCUCCGUGGAGCGCCUCAAGGAGAUGAUCAAGGCCGGGAUGAACAUUGCGCGACUCAAUUUCUCCCACGGCUCCCACGAGUACCACGCUGAGUCCAUCGCCAACGUCCGGGAGGCGGUGGAGAGCUUUGCAGCUUCCCCGCUCAGCUACCGGCCCGUGGCCAUCGCCCUGGACACCAAGGGACCGGAGAUCCGCACUGGGAUCCUGCAGGGGGGUCCGGAGUCGGAAGUGGAGCUGGUGAAGGGCUCCCAGGUGCUGGUGACUGUGGACCCCGCGUUUCGGACGCGGGGGAACGCGAACACCGUGUGGGUGGACUACCCCAAUAUUGUCGGGGUCGUGCCGGUGGGGGGCCGCAUCUACAUUGACGACGGGCUCAUCUCCCUAGUGGUCCAGAAAAUCGGCCCAGAGGGACUGGUGACCCAAGUGGAGAACGGUGGCGUCCUGGGCAGCCGUAAGGGCGUGAACUUGCCGGGGGCCCAGGUGGACUUGCCCGGGCUGUCCGAGCAGGACGUCCGGGACCUGCGCUUCGGGGUGGAGCAUGGAGUGGACAUCGUGUUUGCCUCCUUUGUGCGGAAAGCCAGCGAUGUGGCUGCUGUCAGGGCUGCACUGGGGCCGGAAGGACAGGGCAUCAAGAUCAUCAGCAAAAUUGAGAACCACGAAGGCGUGAAGAGGUUUGAUGAAAUCCUGGAGGUGAGCGACGGCAUCAUGGUGGCACGGGGGGACCUAGGCAUCGAGAUUCCAGCAGAGAAGGUUUUCCUGGCUCAGAAGAUGAUGAUUGGGCGCUGCAACUUGGCGGGCAAGCCUGUUGUCUGUGCCACACAGAUGCUGGAGAGCAUGAUUACCAAGCCCCGGCCAACGAGGGCAGAGACAAGCGAUGUGGCCAAUGCUGUGCUAGAUGGGGCUGACUGCAUCAUGCUGUCAGGGGAGACUGCCAAAGGCAACUUCCCUGUGGAAGCCGUGAAGAUGCAGCAUGCGAUUGCCCGGGAGGCAGAGGCUGCAGUGUACCACCGGCAGCUGUUUGAGGAGCUACGUCGGGCAGCGCCACUGAGCCGUGAUCCCACUGAGGUCAUCGCCAUUGGCGCCGUGGAGGCUGCCUUCAAGUGCUGUGCUGCUGCCAUCAUCGUACUGACCACAACUGGCCGCUCAGCUCAGCUUCUGUCUCAGUACCGACCUCGGGCAGCAGUCAUUGCUGUCACCCGCUCUGCCCAAGCUGCCCGCCAGGUCCACUUAUGCCGAGGAGUCUUCCCCUUGCUUUACCGUGAACCUCCAGAAGCCAUCUGGGCAGAUGACGUAGAUCGCCGGGUGCAAUUUGGCAUUGAAAGUGGAAAGCUCCGUGGCUUCCUCCGUGUUGGAGACCUGGUGAUUGUGGUGACAGGCUGGCGACCUGGCUCCGGCUACACCAACAUCAUGCGGGUGCUGAGCAUAUCCUGAGACGCCCCUCCCUCCUCUGGCCCAGCCUACCCCUGUAUCCCAUCCCUUCCUCCCCAGUCUACGUCCUCCAGCCCACAUCCCUCCAAAGCCCCACCUUUAAGUCCUCUCUUCUCUAUUCCUGAACCUCCCUACCUGAGACCUAUCUGAGACUGUAUCUGCCAUCUAGCCCCAUUCGAGGUUGCCCCUUCCCCAUCUCCAUUUCACACAGGUCCUGAAAGUCUGUGUCCAAUUAUGCACUGGCCACCCGACAGCACCAACUGUACAUUCCCUGCAUCCAAUCCACUCAGCAGGCCCUAAGAUGCCUUGAGCCUUUAAUCCCAGUUUGGCUGGUUAAUUCCAUAACCCCAGACAUCUCAUCCCUUGGGGUCGGGGAGAAGGGAGACAGGGCAAUCUUGUCCACAAUCUCCCAUUCUCAUAUGUGGCCCUCAUGAUAAUCUGGGCAUCUCAUGCCAGGGCAGGCUACCCUUUCAUGGUGACUAACAGUGACAUGAUAGUCCACGAUUUGGGGAAAACUGGGUGGGAUGGAUGCUGGGGAGAAGGGAGGGCUGGGCAGCUGAUUUUGUCACUGUCUUCACAACCUCUGUGCUGGGCUUAUAGACCACUGUCCUGGCUGCUCUCAUGCCCGCCUGAUACCUUGCUUGGUCAAAUCCCCGGCUGCUUCCUUCUGCACCCAGAAAUUCCUUCCCACUCACUUUGUUCCCACACACAAACCAAGAGCCAAAAAUGAGUGUGUCUAUUUUAUAUUUAAACCCAGCUGUUUGGAAGCAAUUAUAAAACUUCUCCCACACACCAACAACCCCAGAACUCCCCACCCAGAAGGAAAGGAGACUUGGGGUCCUGGCCCCACAGUCUCUAAUGCUGUAGAGUAGCAGAGGGGACAGACAGAGUGAGUGAGUGUGGUAAAGGACUACUCUUGUCCCUGAGAAGGCAGAGGUGCUGGCUGGCCUGCCCUUCCCUAGGCUUGGAUACCUUGGGCCUUUCCCUUACUCCUGCACCAACAGCAAACUCAGAAGGAAAAAAACAAAACAAAACUCUAAAGGUAAACACAGUCCUUCUCCCUCUCUCAUGUGGCUCCUCCUGCCCCUACCUGGGAGAAGGUUCAAGUAUUGUGCUGAUGGGUUUGGGAAAGGACCACAGAGGCUGGCAUGGAGAGGCCCUGCCUCCUCCUAGUCCUCCUGUCUCCUUAUCUGAAAAGGAGGGGAGGGAUGGAUAAAGGAAUGGGUAAACAAAAUGAAUUGGUAACACAUAAAAUUAGUAAAUGAAUAAAUACAAUUAAAUAAAUGAAUAAAUAAAUAAACAAGCAAAGAAAAAAAUAUCUCACAAGGAUUCAGCCAUUUGCCCCUCCACCAGCGGGGAUCUAGGCUGGCAUAUUAAUAAGGAGGUGCCAACUACUCCUUAACUUUUAGGGGGGCAUGACUGGGGCAGAGGGUACAGGGGAGAGGCAUCUCCCGGUUUACAAAAAGACGGUCUACCACAGGACAGAGACUGCAGGGAACUUAGAAGUGUGUUCCCACUCAGGGGGUAGACACGGAGUGUCCACAGGUGGCAGUGAGUGGGUAAAGGUGGAUACCCACACUCAGGACUCAAGACAUCUGCUGGCAGUAAUGGGGGCGCAGGUGAUUGGCAGUGCCUGGCUAUGCUACAGGAACAGGAAGAUAACCAGGCCAGGCAGAACCUGCAGGAUCAUCGGCAGGGAAACAGAGACAUCUAGCUACUUGGCAGUGAUGGCGGUGGCAAGUACUUGUGCUUAGUAAAGGUGGGGUCAUGGGCCUGGGCCUGCACCUGGCAGGACCAUAGCCAGGGGAAUAUUCUUGUCAGAGGGUUUUGAGUCACUUCUACUUGGCAGUGGAGACAUACAGCGCCUGGCAUAUUACCUUGAACAUGGUAGCUGCUCAGUACACAUGAUGAAUGGGUGAAUGGAUUAUGAUGGGACAAGCUACAGGAUUCUUGAGCUGAGACCGUCUUCAUGGCAGUAUGGGGAAUGUCCGCACAGGGUCGACAUUUCCAUGGGGCAAUGUUUCAGGUCCCCACGGCCUUCCCUAAGAGGCAUCUGCCCUAGGGUACAUACUACUGCACCCCAAGAACUAAGGCUGGAUGU